Molecule: messenger RNA, 2498 nt
Organism: Peromyscus maniculatus bairdii (prairie deer mouse)
Lineage: Eukaryota; Metazoa; Chordata; Mammalia; Rodentia; Cricetidae
Source: RefSeq, a predicted model, not a curated record
AUGGCUCAUUUGACAAAGCGCCUGCUCAGCAAGCGUGACGACUUGAUGCCUACCCCCGACACCAAGUUAGAAGUCAGGCAUGAACCCUGCAGCGGCAGCUCCUGGGAACCGCCGGCGGGCGCUUGCGCCGGCCUGUCCUCCGCAGCGCCAGGGGGCGCUGUGCCGUACGCGGGCUCGGGAUUGGCGGGGCGCCGCUCUCUGGGCGGGGCGCAGAGGCGGUGGGAGGACUUGCGGCGGGCCGCUUCGGCUUCUUCUCCGGCCUGCUCCGUCCGCGGCUUCCCGCGCGUCCCGCCGGCCACCAUGGGGAAGCGAGACAAUCGCGUGGCCUACAUGAAUCCAAUAGCGAUGGCUCGAUCGAGGGGUCCAGUCCAGUCUUCAGGGCCAACAAUCCAGGACUAUCUGAAUCGACCGAGGCCUACCUGGGAGGAAGUAAAGGAACAGCUGGAAAAGAAAAAGAAGGGUUCCAAAGCUUUGGCUGAAUUUGAAGAAAAAAUGAAUGAGAAUUGGAAAAAAGAACUAGAAAAACACAGAGAGAAAUUACUAAGUGGAAAUGAGAGCUCAUCCAAAAAAAGACAGAGAAAGAAAAAAGAAAAGAAGAAAUCUGGUAGGUAUUCAUCUUCUUCCUCAUCGAGCUCUGAUUCUUCCAGCAGUUCUUCAGAUUCUGAAGAUGAGGAUAAAAAACAAACAAAGAAGAGGAAGAAAAAGAAGAGUCGUUGCCAUAAGUCUCCCGAGAGCUCAGUGUCGGACUCCGACUCGGACAGCAAGGAUGGUUCAAAAAAGAAAAAGAAGUCAAAGGAUGUGACUGAGAAAGAGAAGGACACUAAAGGACUCAGCAAAAAAAGAAAGCUGUGUGAAGAUAGAGCGCUCUCCUCUGCAUCGUUGUCCGGGUCGGAUUAUGAAGAGGUGCAAGCAAAAAGGAAGAAAAGCGGAGAAGAGCGCGAGAGAACAGACAAAGCCAAGAAGAGACGGAAGCACAAGAAGCACAGCAAGAAGAAGAAAAAGAAGGCUGCGGGUUCGAGUUCAGACUCAGCGUAGCCUCGGGAAGGAAGACCAGGGUCCCUUACAGAGUGCAAUGUCGAAGGAGCUCUCAACUGUGAAGAUUCUGACUACGUAGUGACGUGCAUGAAUUCCCUUGUGUUUAGACUUUCCUGGACUAGUCAGUAGCCACUUGGAUACCGCUGUGUGAAGGGCCAUGAUUGUUGCCUGCUGCCUGAACACCUUUUCCUCUUCCAGUGCUUGGUGACUCUGGAGGACAGUGCUUUGCAGUCAUACUAGUGGUUAAGAUAUUUGGGAUAAAGCUAAUAUUUUUUACUAGACGUACUUAAGGAUAAAUCAACAGAAACGGAAUCUGGAUCCAUCUUUAAGAUGUAACCAGAAAUAAUGAGAUGACUCUAGUAAAAAUUUUCAUAGUAGGGAUUACAUUAAUAUUUCAAAAUCCUUACUCUGUAGAUAAGUAUUUUAGUUUUUCCCCACGUAUAUUUUGAUUUACUUGGGGAAGGAGCUUUUAAAGAGGGGGGUGGUUUGCUAUCUCUUUAGCUACCAGAACAGCGUGCCUUUGAUCUCACACUACUUUUGUGGACACAGUAGCCAUGCUUCCUGGGAGGUCAGAGCUGGGCGCCAUCAGUCCCGCCUUGACUAAGGCUGAUGACAUCCACAGACUUCUUCGUAUGCUGCUUUGAAUGCACCAGAGAUACCCAGCACUUUGCAGCAUGAGAAAGCCCCCAAAGCUCUGGAAUUUACCUCCACUUGAGUCAUAACUGAAUGUUUCUUAGGGUUAGACGGUGUUAUGUCAUUUUAAUUGAAUUUACCUACACUUUGGAGAGGAGUUGUUUAGCAGACACUGGUACUUUCUGAACUGAUAGCUAACAAUUCUAAAGUGCAUGUUUUAUACAGGUUUUAACCAGUCAGAAGGUUUCUAUGUAGCCAGUGAUAGCUCCUUUAUGUUUUGUAUAGAUUUUGUUUAGGCUGCAGUGUUUAGCUUUUAACUCCAUACUCUUGCUGUCUUAAGUUCAUUACUAUGUUUAAUGGCACACUUACAAGAUAUUUAGCAUGUAAAAAGCAGGACUUUUGGUUUUCAUUUUUAACGGCUUCAUAUUGAAGCUGAGUCUUACCACAAACAAGUUGAGUGGCGGGCCUGGUAUGCUGUAUCUUGUUACAUAAAGCUAUGCCAGAAUCUUAGUAAAUAGAAUGUUCUAAAAGUUUGUUGUCUUUGUAUAUUCAUAACAGAUUAUGACAUGUUAACUUACCUGAGAACUACAUUACUGCUCUUCCUGUGUCAUGUUUUUCUGAGAUAUUUGUGCCUCAUAUCUCUUGAGUUAUUAGGAAUGUUAAAAAGAAUUGAUAAGUCAUUUUCAUUUUACACUUUUAUAUAAUCAGGUAAUAUGAAAUAUAACGAUGUACAAUUUUGCCUGUUUCAGAGGGUGUGCUAAUUAUAGUGAAAUAUGCACAGAACAUUUUGGCAUGACAAGAGGCUGAAUAAAUAGCUAUUUUACUUAAAA